This is a messenger RNA of Blumeria graminis f. sp. triticale, 438 nucleotides long. The record is from the annotation of a GenBank genome assembly. NCBI's taxonomy places the organism in Eukaryota, Fungi, Ascomycota, Leotiomycetes, Helotiales, Erysiphaceae.
AUGUGGCACCAAAAGACGAUUACGUUGCCAACACGUUCACGAGGGGCUUUCCUUGUUACCGAUCAAAUCUCGCAAGAACUUCCAGAAAUUCGAUCAUGUCGAGCCGGACUUGUAAAUCUCUUCAUACAACAUACGAGUUGCGCACUGAGCCUUAAUGAGAACUGGGAUGAGGACGUGCGGACCGACAUGACGAAUGCCUUGGAUCGCUUGGCGCCUGAGGAUAAAGCUGGCAAUUUAUAUCGCCAUAGUGACGAGGGCGCGGAUGAUAUGCCAGCACAUAUCAAAAGUGCUUUAAUAGGAGCUAGUAUUACGAUUCCCAUACGUGAUGGUAAGCUGGCCCUAGGGACAUGGCAGGGAAUCUGGUAUCUGGAGUUUAGGGCUGCGCGCCAUCAAAGGAAGUUAGUAGCUACGAUUCAAGGCGAACUGAUGGGAGCGUGA